Molecule: messenger RNA, 678 nt
Organism: Aspergillus homomorphus CBS 101889
Lineage: Eukaryota; Fungi; Ascomycota; Eurotiomycetes; Eurotiales; Aspergillaceae
Product: BTB/POZ domain-containing protein
Exons: 2
Coding region: 1-678 (225 amino acids)
Molecular function (GO): protein binding
Source: RefSeq, a predicted model, not a curated record
AUGCUGACCCAAGAUGCUGAAACCGAGCCACAGACUGCGACAAAGAACUCUUUUGCGGAGGCGUACCUUCCACUAUACCACGGGCCUCUAGUCAGCAUCCGACUUGAGCCUGCUGGUCCAACCUACCAGUUGGCUAAGGCUCUUCUGUGCAAGAAGUCCCCCUACUUUUUGAAGAUGUUCGAGAGCAAUCUCACUGAAGCCAAGAUGUUGUCUGCCACUCUGCAAGAAGGCACCCACACUUGCAAGCACACAUUCGAGCUCUUCAUCGAGUGGCUGUAUACUGGCAAGUUCACUCUGCUGCGUGAAGACCGCAGCAAUUCGUUUUCGCGUCAUUUGGACUUGGCUAUAUUCGCCGAUAUGAGUUUGGUCGGUGAUUUGACAGAUUGUGUUGCCAUGAGUCUUGAGCAGACUAUCAAGGCGGAUCGGGACAUGAACUCGAAACGGGAGACGCCAUACUGGCCACCCGACAGGCACUACAGUAUAAGAGAUAUCAAAGCAGAACACUUUGCGUCGGUGGACAGGUUGCCUUCAGGGAGCACUGUCCGUCGAGUUUUCCUCAUCGUACUUGUGGAACCAUAUCUGCGGAACACAGAGUUCAAGUUCGCGUCGGAGAUUGUGCGUUAUCCCAGAAUCGGCACGGAUCUUCUUGCAGCAGUCAAGAGACUUUGCUUGGGGUAA